GACGUCACUUUUACUAUAUUAAACUGACAUUGAUUGAAUCAAUGAAAGAAGAAAAAAAAGAAAAAGAACCGCUUGUCUGUUACCGUAGUCGUGUAAGGUUUAUUUAAUUGAAAAUAUCUUAUAGGUUAAUAAAAAUUAUUUAAAGACAUUCAAAAAUUGAUCAUUAGUCAUGGUUGUGUUAGAAGACGAAGCUGGAGAUGCAAAACCUGUUCCCACCGAAGAUAAAGAAGAAGGAAAAGCCACGAACCUUCUCACAUUAGAGAUAUUUCGUAUUAUCAAGGAUGCUCAGCAGCAACAUGGACUGCGACAUGGAGAUUAUCAACGGUACCGAGGAUACUGUUCCAGACGUCUCAGGCGUCUACGCAAAGUGCUCAAAAUACCACAGGGUGACAGACGCCAUUACCGUCGCCGCGAUGUCACAACUGUGCACCUGACAGCGGCUAACGCUGAGAACCGUCUGCUGGGUGUGCCACUCCUGCAGGCCGAACGUGCUUGGGCCCACGCGAUGCAGUUACGCCAAGAGGCCAAUACUGAACCUCGGAAAAAGUUCCAUCUCAUCGCGCGCCUUAAGAAAGCAUGUUCGCAUGCGCAGACGCUCUUGCAAUUGUGUGAACAGAGCGGCGCGUGCGACGCGCGCACUCAAUUAGAGGCGGGAGCUUACGCGGCGUGGCUCGGCGGCGCGCUGCUGCUGGAGCUGCAGCAGUGGCGCCGCGCCGCCGACAGCCUGCAGCGCGCGCAGCUCGUGCUCGACAAUCUUAGCGCCGCACUGCCCGAGGACGAGAGGCUCGUUUAUAAGCAGAAGGUGGAAGAGCUAAAGCCUAGCUUGCGUUACUGUGCAUACAACAUAGGCGACGAGUCUGCAGCCGGUGACCUGGUCGCAAUGCGCGGCCAGGGUCUUAUAGAGAACCUGGACUCACUUAUGGCGCAGGCUAAAGAAUCCCGCUCCGGCAUUAUGCAUGAAGUAGAAUGGCGUGGUCGCCGCGUCACGGUGAGGCCCGAGAAGGUCCGGCUGUUCCUCAUCGCCCUGCAAGAUCUUGACAAGUCUGUCGCCAAUGCACAGACCGUCGAGGCUAAGAUCGAUAUACUUGAAAACAUCCUUAUGGAUUGUAAAGAUGCUAUAUCUGCCAUCAAAGAUGAGAUUAAAAGUGAUCCAAAACUGAAAUCGGCGUCUGAGUUGCAAAUGUCUGGCAUUAAUUAUUUGCUCUCUUACUUGAUGUAUUUGCGCCUUGUUCGCACUAUAGACAGAAACAAUUUGCUUGUACAACAAGCUGAACAUGCUCGUAAGAAUAAUAUACAAAUUGAUGGGAAGAAAGUGCGUCCCCAUGAUUUAACAAGACUUUACGAGAUCAUUUUGCAGAAUUUCACUGAACUGCAACAACUACCUGGAUUUGAAAGUGAUGCAGUAUAUCAACAAGAGAUUGAGACACAAAUGAAGGCGUAUCGCGCAUUCCGUUGCUACUACAUCGCUCAAGUCCUGACAGGGCUCAGGCGCUUCCGCGAAGCUCUAGCUAUGCUUGAGAGAUGCGAUUCUUAUGUAACUGAAUCUAUAGCUAGCAAAUUGACAGACAAACAACUCUUGGAUAAAUUGCAGAUUUUAAAGAAGGAUAUUGAAAGUUGCAAAUUUGAAGUUCAUGCCGAUUCUGUACUAGAAGAUGAUGAGGAUCAGGAAGAAGAAAACAAGUAUAUGAGUGGUAAGCCGCAUAAGGACAAGAAGCCAUUAGUUGAUCGUUUGGAUGAAUACCGUGAAGAUACACAGGUUUUAACUAAAAAUCCAAACAUUUAUAAAAUGCCACCUCCGAUGGAAGCUAUUCCUUGUAAACCAUUAUUCUUUGAUUUAGCAUCCAAUUUUAUAGAAUUCCCGAAUUUGGAUGACAAGACAGGUGCAGCAGAUAGUAAAAAGCAAGGCGCAGGUCUUACUGGAUUGGUUAAGGGUUUCUUAGGUUGGGGAAAAAGCGACAAAUAAUUAGGUGAUUGUUUUUAUACACAUAUUAUGUUACUUGGAUACUAAUAUACUGUACUGAAAGUUUUAUGAGAUGUAUGUAUCUAACUUGACUAGUUAAUGUUACUAGUAAUUUAUAUAAAUAUAUCUGUCUACAUAAAAAAGGUAUUAUUGAU
Galleria mellonella (greater wax moth) is the source of this 2115-nucleotide messenger RNA. RefSeq names its product signal recognition particle subunit SRP68 (gene Srp68). Lineage: Eukaryota; Metazoa; Arthropoda; Insecta; Lepidoptera; Pyralidae. The coding region runs from base 170 to 1963 and encodes 597 amino acids. The record is from RefSeq and is a predicted model, not a curated record. Gene Ontology annotation, biological process: SRP-dependent cotranslational protein targeting to membrane. Gene Ontology annotation, molecular function: 7S RNA binding; endoplasmic reticulum signal sequence receptor activity; signal recognition particle binding. The transcript is spliced from 6 exons. Gene Ontology annotation, cellular component: signal recognition particle, endoplasmic reticulum targeting.